AUGGCUUUUGACGACGACGAUAACCCCACCGUCGCUACGCCGGUGAACGGCGCGAAUGCCGCUGCUACGGAAGACGCCGACGAAGAUGCGCCCGACUACAAGCUAUUCCUCUCCAUGUUUGACAAGGCCGGCGUCUCGGGAAAGGCGAUCCGAAAGGGCGAAAAGGAUUUUGAGUCGCAUGGAACUCGCGCGCAGGACAACCUCCUCGAGCAGAGCCGCAAGGUCAUGGACAACGUGCUGGGCUACACGAGGAUACAUCGCGAGGAUGCCUGGGUGCGCGGCUGGUGCUUCCCAGACUGGUGGGCCGAGACUGAGCACUCUGGCGAGCGCGAGGGUCUCUGGCUAAGGGACAGAGUCGUCAUGGUCGAGCAGGAGCGCGGCAGCUGGCAGAAGGAUAUUGGGCGCGCGGUGCCCGGCAAGGUUGAGCGUCUUGGUGCGGGACGGCUUUGGCUUCUGCCUGAAGAAGCUCUCUACUUGGUUGAGAGAGGGACCGUGGACCUCUGGUGGCCGGAGCGACAAUUGGAGGAGCUUCUGUCGAGUGACGGAACCCCAAGGACGGAUCUAGGACCAGACAACUACGAUGUUGGACUCCCGCUGAGUCUCGAGGCGGCAUAUUCACUCCUCAUCGGACAUGAAGGCGAGAGGGGCAAGAUCACAUUGCCUCAGUUCCAGGUCUUUUCGCAUCUAAAGCGAGCAGGCUUCUACGUCCUACGAGCGCCGCCUUACGAGGCACCACCUCAGGCCCCAGCGUCAAAGACCCUCUGGCAGUGGCUGUUUUCAUUCUUUAGCUCGGGCGCCGCACCCUCAAGGCAGAAGCCAUUGGGGCCUCUUGUUCAGCCAGGCCUCUACCGUGCCUAUAGACCCAUCUACGAUCAACUCGCCAUCCUUCCCCGUCAUAAGCCGCUGCCUACACCUCCCACAAUACACCCGCCGCAGGAGCCAUACCGGGUCUUCUGGCACGUGUGGAAGUCUGGCGGCGCACCUUUCUCCAAGAAGAACCCACCGCCGCCCGACUUCCGCAUCGCCGUGGUCGACGCCGGUGACACAUUCGUGCCGACCCUGGAGGAGAUUGAGGCCCUCCUGGAAUCGACGCCUCACGACCCGCCCAACGAGGCGUGGAAGGGCCCUGGGCGGAUGUAUCAGCGCCUGAAGCACGGACACCGCAACGUGCUGGUGGCGAUUGUGGACCGCGGCCUCGUCAACUUUAUGAGGUUCGGCGAGGGGGCAUUUGGGGAGGAGAGGCUGUUUGAGAGGUUCGACAACAAGGGCGGACAGAGGGGCGGCAAGAAGACGAGCCGCGGCGGAGGGAGGGGCAGAGGCAGGGGUAGGGGUGGUGGUCGCGGACGAGGACGGGGACGGGGGGGCUAA
This is a messenger RNA of Fusarium keratoplasticum, 1368 nucleotides long. RefSeq names its product TRNA-int-end-N2 domain-containing protein. NCBI's taxonomy places the organism in Eukaryota, Fungi, Ascomycota, Sordariomycetes, Hypocreales, Nectriaceae. Gene Ontology annotation, cellular component: tRNA-intron endonuclease complex. The transcript has a single exon. The record is from RefSeq and is a predicted model, not a curated record. Gene Ontology annotation, biological process: tRNA-type intron splice site recognition and cleavage. Bases 1 to 1368 code for a protein of 455 amino acids.